CGGAUCAUGUUACAAUUACGAUAUUAAUAAAAUAUUUCUUUUUAUGUAGAUGACGUGGAUAGUUAAUCGACCGUCCACUGUAUCUUCUCAGUGAUACCCAGCACUUCUCACGAGUCACGACCACCCCCACCUCUCGACUCGAACCAUCUCACCGAAGUCUCGACCCCUUCCAAAAUCUCUAAUCCCAUUUCGAAAUUCAAAUUCACUUUCGUUUCAUGAUUUUGAUCUCCUGAGCCCUCAUGGAUCCUCACCCUUCCUUAACCGGAAGGUCCAUCGGAAACAGCAACCGAUCCAGCUUAGAUCUCGGCCACUCUUCCUCCUCUUCAUCACAUUCACCCUUAACCAAAUCGAUCUCCGACGCAAGCAGCCAAAGCCUCGCCUCGAUCCUCAACAACCCGCACGUCGGCAAAUCCGGCGUCUACGGCACCGACGCCUCCUGGGUCGGCUGGUGGUCAUCCUCCGUAUCCCCCUCCGAGUUCUCCCCCCUCGCCGCAACAAAGCUCCCCGGCUCGGACCUAACCAGAUCCGACUUCAACACCUACCUCUCCUCCAUCUCCGACUCCCACAACAGAUUCGAAGACAUCAUAAACCACACUAAAGAGGAAUCGAGCUCCGACCUCGAUCAGGAGCGCCACGUGUCCGGUCUAGCUUCCUGCCUCCGCGAGGUCCCUUCCCUCUACUUCAAGGAGGAUUUCGCGUUAGAGGACGGAGCCACAUUCCGCUCCGCGUGCCCCUUCUCGAGCUUGAACGAGAAUCUAGCGCUUCAGGAGAAGUUAUCGCAGUAUCUCGAUGUUGUGGAGAUGCAUCUCGUGAAGGAGAUCUCGGUGAGGUCCGAUUCGUUCUUCGAGGCGCAGGGACAGCUGGAGGAUUUAAAUGUGAAGAUCGUCGAGGGGUGUGGGAGGAUCCGUGAGUUGAAAGAGACGAUUCGGGUGAUCGAUAGGAGUUUGGUGGAGUCGGCGAGGCGGAUUCAGGAGCUGAGCUCGACUAGGGUUAAUUUGUUGGAGCUGCAGCGUAAAUUGAGGGUUAUUUUGUAUGUUAACCAAGCUCUCACUGCACUCAAAUUGCUUGUUGCGUCUGCAGAUUGUGCUGGGGCUUUGGAUAUAACUGACGAUCUUCAGAACUUGUUGGCUGGAGAUGAGCUAACUGGUCUACAUUGCUUCCGUCAUCUUCGUGAUCAUGUUACUAUUUCCAUUGAUUCCAUAAACAGUAUUCUCACAGCAGAAUUUAUGCGUAUCUCAAUACACAAUACUGGGGAAAUAGAUGUACUGAUCCUAUCUUCAGCAAAAAAACGGGGAUCCAUUUCAUCUAACCAGGAGACCGGUGAUGAAGUUAAGCUAGAAGAAGAAGAAGAUACGUCUACCUUAUGUGAUCGGCUUCUUCCUCUAGUAAUUGGAUUGCUAAGAACGGCAAAGUUCCCCUCAAUUUUGAGGAUGUAUCGUGAGGCACUAACAUCUGAAAUGAAAAAUGCAAUCAAGAACGCAGUUGCUGAGCUGCUUCCAAUUCUUGUUGCAAGAUCGCUGGAGUCUGACUUUUCACAUGGGGAGCGCUCAGUAGAUGUUGAUGGUGGUGGCUUAUCUCUCGCAAGCAAGUUGAGGACUCUGUCAUCGGAGGCGUUUGUUAAUCUCUUAACUGCUAUAUUUAGGAUUGUUCAGGCACAUCUCGUCCGGGCUUCGGAAGUGAAAAAAGCAAUUGAAUGGAUCCUCUGCAAUAUCGAUGGACAUUAUGCAGCUGAUUCCGUUGCAGCUGCAAUUGCUGUUGGUGCUAUAGCGGCCGAAUCAGCCCAGGAAUCAGGUUUCCAAAGCGGACAGGUAGUGUCUUCUCCAUUGGGUAAGACUACCUCAAAGACCCCUUCAUUGCAGAGAAAAUCAAGCGACGCAACAAACUUGAUGAACAUGUCAAGAAACUUCAGGGCCGAUGUCUUGAGAGAAAACACAGAAGCUGUCUUUGCGGCCUGUGAGGUUACUCAUGCUAGAUGGGCAAAGCUACUAGGAGUCCGUGCUCUUCUUCAUCCAAAAUUGAAAUUGCAGGAGUUCAUGAGCAUUUAUGAUCUCACCCAAGAAUUUAUAACAGUUACGGAGAAGAUUGGCGGACGGUUGGGAUCUAGUAUACGUGGGACGCUGCAAUCACAAGCCAAAGCCUUUGUAGAUUCCCAGCAUGAAGCUCGGAUGACAAAACUAAAAGCCGUGCUUGAUCAAGAAACAUGGGAUGAGAUAGAUGUUCCCGAAGAAUUCCAAUCCAUAAUCAGUUCCCUUUUUGCAUCCCAGGAGUUGAUUUCUGGGAAAGGUGAUGAUGCUGAUAUUAAAACACACAGAAACCCGCUUCCUCUCAAUGGGUCUCUCACUUCAGGAACUGAAGAUCAAAGUACUGUAUCACGAAACGAAAAAUCGGAAUCUAGUGAAGGUGCUGCAGGUAGUAACGCACAAGUGAAAUCUACAGUCAAGGCUGGUUCUGUUACGAAUAAUCAAAGUAAUCAGAAGGCGCACGGAAAAUCUAACCUUUUCUAUCAAGGAGUUGGUUACCACAUGGUAAACUGCGGGUUAAUAUUGCUCAAGAUGUUGUCAGAAUACAUUGGUAUGAACAAUUCUUUGCCAGCUUUGUCCUCGGAAAUUGUUCUUCGUGUUGUUGAAGUGUUGAGAUUUUUCAACACUAGAACAUGCCAACUUGUUUUGGGUGCUGGUGCUAUGCAGGUGUCUGGUUUGAAGUCUAUUAAGGCAAAACACUUGGCGCUUGCAAGUCAAGUAAUCGACUUCACUUACACUAUUAUUACUGAAUCCAGAAGAAUUAUGUUUUCAAAAGUACCUGAGACUAGAAAGCCACUAUUGUCGGUAGAGAUUGAUAAAGUUGCUCAGGAUUAUAGGGUUCAUCGAGAUGAAAUAUACACAAAACUAGUUCAGAUAAUGAGAGAGAGGCUAUUGGCGCAUCUUCAUGGGUUGCCUAAAGUUGUUGAGGGGUGGAACAGACCGCCAGACACCAACAAACAAACUAAAGAGUUUGCGUGGCCACUCACGAGGGAAGUUGGCUACCUUCACCGUGUCUUGUCCGAGACACUGCAUGAAGCGGAUGUCCAAGCAAUCUUUAGGCAGGUGAUUUUGAUAAUUCACACACAAACUUCCCAAACGCUGGCCAACAUGGAGAUAAGCUCUCCAGAGGCAAAGAAAAGGUUGAAGCUUCACGUUGAGCUUAUCCUCAAAUGCAUCAGAUCGUUACCAUCCGACAAUACCAACCAGUCAGGCAUCCCAAAUUGGGGGCAACUAGAUGAAUUCUUUGCACAACACUUUAGAGAAGAAGAAGAAGGAGGAGGAGGUGAAGCUGAGUGAUGAAGUCGUGUCAUUGUACAGCAAAAUUGUUUCUUCUCACUUCCUUUAUAAGUAAAAAGAAUCAGAGUUCGAGUAUGAGGAUGGAUAACGUCCUGUAGAUUUAGCUUACAGCUUCAAAUUGCAGGUACUACAGUUGCGGUCUCAUAUAAAAGAUAUAUCAAACUAUGGUUUGUUAUCGCUUUCCUUGAUAUCUCUUUUCUUAUUCUCUUUUGACCCGAUUUGUAAAAGUCACGAGUGAUUGAACUAGAGUUUUUGAGAGAAGUAGAUUUUUAGACGUACAUAUAUGUUUCAGUGGGAGAACAUUUUCAUGUGCUUUACUAUAUCCAGUACUUUCAUUUUAACAAAGAAAUCUAAUGUCAA
Brassica rapa (field mustard) is the source of this 3677-nucleotide messenger RNA. RefSeq names its product vacuolar protein sorting-associated protein 54, chloroplastic. Lineage: Eukaryota; Viridiplantae; Streptophyta; Magnoliopsida; Brassicales; Brassicaceae. Gene Ontology annotation, biological process: Golgi to vacuole transport; retrograde transport, endosome to Golgi. The record is from RefSeq and is a predicted model, not a curated record. Gene Ontology annotation, cellular component: GARP complex. Gene Ontology annotation, molecular function: syntaxin binding.